This is a messenger RNA of Penicillium pulvis, 891 nucleotides long. Its product is annotated as mitochondrial 54S ribosomal protein uL3m. Gene Ontology annotation, molecular function: structural constituent of ribosome. Gene Ontology annotation, cellular component: mitochondrial large ribosomal subunit; ribosome. Gene Ontology annotation, biological process: translation. The transcript is spliced from 2 exons. Lineage: Eukaryota; Fungi; Ascomycota; Eurotiomycetes; Eurotiales; Aspergillaceae. The record is from RefSeq and is a predicted model, not a curated record. Bases 1 to 891 code for a protein of 296 amino acids.
AUGUCGCCACGCCUACCAGGGAAGCUGCUUCAGCUUUCCUCGUCCCUAUGGGAAACUCAAUUGACUGUCCCCCGGAUUUCUAUGCGAAAUUUCGGCAUCAAAUCCCUCAACACUCCCAAACCCAGCCGCUUCAACAUCGGUCCCGGCCUGCCCGUCCUUGAGUCGACAUCGACUGCAGCUCUGCGCCGCAAGGCAAACUCCCUCCCACUACGGACCGGUGUUAUUGCGACCAAAAAGGGCAUGACCGCGAUGUUCGACCCAGAAACCGGAAAACGCACCCCCUGUACCGUGUUACAAAUGGACCGCGUCGAGGUCGUCUCGCAUAAGACUCGUCAAAAGCAUGGCUACUAUGCUGUGCAGAUUGGUUCAGGCUGGAAGCACCCCAGCAAUGUUACCAAAUCACUCCUAGGCCAUUUCUCAGCCAAUGGUCUUUCGCCCAAACGCCAUGUCUUCGAGUUCCGGGUCAAGGAUGAGGCCGGCCUCCUCCCCGUUGGUCAGAGUGUCAGUGCCAGUUGGUUCCAGGAAGGCCAGUUCGUGGACGCUCGCUCCAAUACCAAGGGUAAAGGAUUUGCUGGUGUUAUGAAGCGCCACGGUUUCCAUGGUCAGGACCGUAGUCACGGUGUCAGUUUGACUCACCGUUCGAUGGGUUCUGCUGGUCCCAGUCAGGGUGGUGGUUCUCGUGUGUACCCAGGAAAGAAGAUGGCUGGAAAUAUGGGUAACAACCAAAAUACCGUUCAGAACCUGAAGAUCAUGAAGGUUGAUGCCGAAGCUGGAAUCGUGGUCGUGAGCGGUGCUGUCAGUGGUCCUAAGGGAUGCAAUGUAAGAAUUCAGGAUGCGAUCAAGAAGCCAUGGCCCGAGGUUGCCCCAGCUGAAUCCGCAGCCACUGCUUAA